Molecule: messenger RNA, 999 nt
Organism: Williopsis jadinii
Lineage: Eukaryota; Fungi; Ascomycota; Saccharomycetes; Phaffomycetales; Wickerhamomycetaceae
Product: FluC/FEX family fluoride channel
Exons: 1
Coding region: 1-999 (332 amino acids)
Biological process (GO): fluoride transmembrane transport
Cellular component (GO): membrane
Molecular function (GO): fluoride transmembrane transporter activity
Source: RefSeq, a predicted model, not a curated record
AUGGAGUUUGAAGAUGUGAGCCCGCCAAAGGUCACCAGAGCCAAUGAGGUAUACACUGAAUGCAAGAGACUGGCGAUAUUGGCCUUCUUUGCGAUAUGGGGAGUGUUGGCAAGGAAGGGACUCCAGAACUUGACGAGCUACGAUGGCUCGUACCUGGGAGGCAUCAUCUGGUGCAACUUUGGUGCGUGCGUGCUGAUUGGCAUGCUGAAUGAGAGCCAGGCAGCCUGGGCCGACAUGGCCCAGCCUAAGGGCCAGCUGAUGCUCUACGUUGGUGGAACCACUGGGUUCUGUGGGACGUUCUCCUCCUUCAGUACGAUGGUUCUGGACGCUUUCUACAAGAGUGCCAACGUGGACCUCGGCGUGCCUUACGACUACCCGAACCCAGCGUAUGGCAUCAUGGAAUGCCUGUCUGUGUUCAUCGCUCAAAUGGCGUUGUCGAUUUCGGGCUACACCUUUGGAAGACAUCUAAUCAUGCACUAUGACCCUCCUCUGCCCUUUGGCACGGUGCCGUUGUGGGAGACCGUUAUCGCCAUUGCUGGUAUUGCAUGUUGGAUCGCUGCUGCGUGCCUGAUGGCGAUACCUAGUGGUAGAUCGUGGACGUUUGCUGCUGUGAUGUCGCCAAUUGCGUGUUGGAUGAGAUACUACAUGAGUAAAUGGUUGAAUCCAAAGCUCCAGCAGUUCCCAUUGGGCACGUUUUCGGUCAACUUCAUAGCUACGAUCUGUCUGGCUAUUAUCGUCAUUUUGAACCGUGGUGAGACCAAAUCUGGGUCUCGGGUGGUGAACACUAUACUCUCUUGUCAUAUCCUCCAAGGUCUCGAUGAUGGAUUCUGCGGCACUCUCUCUACAGUGAGUACGUUUGUCUCAGAAUUACACUCUUUGAGGAUAACAAAGGGCUACAUCUACGCAUUCACGAGCAUUUCGGUGUGUUUUUCUCUAAUGAUUAUCAUCUUGGGGUCUUAUACUUGGACUAUGGCACUUGUUGACCCACUAUGUUCAUGA